Molecule: messenger RNA, 2466 nt
Organism: Daktulosphaira vitifoliae (grape phylloxera)
Lineage: Eukaryota; Metazoa; Arthropoda; Insecta; Hemiptera; Phylloxeridae
Gene: Pcif1
Product: mRNA (2'-O-methyladenosine-N(6)-)-methyltransferase
Exons: 13
Coding region: 266-2374 (702 amino acids)
Cellular component (GO): nucleus
Molecular function (GO): mRNA (2'-O-methyladenosine-N6-)-methyltransferase activity; RNA polymerase II C-terminal domain binding
Source: RefSeq, a predicted model, not a curated record
CUUAUCAUUAUCAUUCUGAUGUUAGUGUAUGUUCCGUUGUUGUUUGGACGUAGUCUUUAUUGUCGUCGUUUGCCAACGGGUCUGUCGCGUGUGACUUCUUAUAUUUAAUAUUUGAAGAUAUAACCGCGAUUUAUACCGGCCAACUAUUAAUUGUCUGCAAUGUGUUACUUUGGCUGAAGGAUCAAACAAUGGAUUGCCUAAAGACAGGCCUCUGGUUACAAUAAGCUCAUUGAUACUCUUAAAUAAAUUUUAUCAUGAUUAUUACAUGUUGAUGGGUUAUUUAAAUAAUAUGGAGUUACAAAAUUGUAUUCCUCAAAUGAAAAAUGACUAUAAAUUGAAUGAAAUUAAUGAUCAGCAAGAAGUAAUAAGCAAUCAACAAGGAUGGAAUACUAUGCCUUCUCAUGAUAUCAUGGUUCCCGUACCAAUUAAAAUUCAACCAUCUAUGGGUAUUUUAGAUCAAAACAUUCAUGCAAUGAACAAUUCUAGUCCUCAUCCAAGUGUCAUACAUUCCAGUCCUCAAACACCACAUGGUAUUCCUAUUGCUGUUGGAGCAUAUAUUGAACCAGAAUUACCAGUAGAACUUCUACAGCAAGGAUGGAAAAAAUUUUGGAGUAAAAGAGAGAACCGUCCAUAUUUUUGGAAUAAACUUACUGGAGAAUCACUUUGGGAAUUUCCUCCUAUGAGACAGUUUGAUGUGUCAUCUGAUCCGUUAGGAAUAACGAAUGAUGGACAUCAAAAUGGAGCUAAUCAAGUAUUAUUAAAAAAGAGACCAGCUGAAGAGAUGGCUGUUGGUCCUGCUUCAAAAAAAUUGAUUUUAAUAGGACCUUGGGAUUUGGAAAUACCAACAAAUGUAAUUAUUUAUGAAAGAUCCCCAUCAAUGUUGCCACAACCUCAUCCAGAUAUAGAGUUUUACCGUGGUCAUUUAGUUGCAAAAUUAAGACAAUGUUAUCAAGAACUGUGUCAAUCUAGAGAAAACAUAAAUGCACCAAAAGAAUCUUUUAAUCAUUGGCUCAUUGAAAGAAAAAUUGUUGAUACAGGUUCAGAUCCUUUAUUACCAUCACAAUGUUAUCCAGAAGUGUCCUUAAGAAUGUAUAAUGAAAUAAUGAAUGACAUUCCUUUACGGCUAUCAAAACCAAAAUAUACUGCAGAUGCUCGUAAACAAUUGUCAAUUUAUGCAGAAGCAGCCAAAAAUCUCAUAGAAUCUAGAAAUGCUCUCCAAGAAAGUAGAAAAGUAGUAAAAUGGAACACUGAAGAUACAUUACAAUGGCUAAGAAAAACAGUAGGAGCUACUUAUAUUGAUUUUCAAGAACGAUUGAAUCAUUUAAAAUCUCAAUGUCAACCGCAUAUAGCGCAAACUGUCAAAGAUUCUGUUGAAGGGAUUUGUUCAAAAGUAUAUCAUUUAUCUGUUGAGUAUGCCCGUAAAAUUCGAGAGAAAAAUUAUGAACUUUUAAAAGCACAAGGAAUUACAGAAAUGCCACCAGCUCCUGCAGUGUUAACACUACAUAAAGUAUGGUGUUAUCCUAUUCAGUUUGCAACACCUGCACCUCGUCUUCCUCCUAUUGAAUAUAUGGCUGACAAAGAUCAAACUUAUGUGCGGUUUAAUGGAGAGAAAUUACUUAUUAAUACAGUGUAUCUUCAAAAACUAGAGCAACUUUAUCGAUACAGUUGUUUUGAAGAUAAAAAAAUGGAUUAUUUUAUGGGCAGAGUUUGGUGUUUGUUAAAAAGAUACUAUGUAUUUUGUGCAAAUAGUCCUGAAACUCAAGCAUCCGUACCUGUCACUAUUCUUGAAUCGUUGCAUAGAAAUUUUGGAGUGACUUUUGAAUGUUUUGCUUCACCAUUAAACUGUUAUUUUCGACAGUAUUGUUCAGCAUUUCCAGACACAGAUGCUUAUUUUGGAUCUAGAGGGUCCAUUUUAGAUCUAAAUGCUGUAAGUGGAUCUUUUGUUAUGAAUCCUCCUGUUUUCUGUGACGAGUUGAUAGAGUCUGCUUUGAACCAUGUUGAACAGUUAUUAUCUGAAUCUAAUGAACCACUUUCAUUCAUUGUUAUGUUGUCUGAAGGUGAAACAAAUUUUAUUAAUAAACUUGAUUCAAGUCGUUUUAAAAGGAGACAAGUAGUAAUACCAGCUUAUGAGCAUUACUACAGACAUGGCUUCCAGCACAGUAUACCUAAAUCUGAAGUUAAUGUACGAUCACCUACUAGUACAUUAGUUGUUUGGCUUCAAAAUAAUGCUGGAUGUCAGCGAUGGAGUCCAAGUGAAGAUAGAGUUGAAGCUUUACUUGAGGCUUUUAGGCCUGGAAGAGAGCGUGAUCGUGAUCGUCAGGAACUACUCUCUCCUCCACCAAAUAGCACUUCAGGAGGACCUCCUCCUGCUUAGCAAUAAAUUUGUUGUAUUAGGCAUUUCAAUGUCUAAAUAGCAUGUAAUAUGUAUACACAGCAUAGUUAUAUGCAAGUAUGCAUUAAUGCUCA